UCGACCCUGCGGAGCGCCGGGGCUUUUCUGGUGUAUUGGAGUGGGCGGAGCGCCGCGGCGGCGGGGGGAGCGGCUUCGUGGUUGGUGGCCUCGUCCUCCAGCUCGAUCCGAUCGGCACACAGUCCUAAGUUGGGUUUCCAUGAGCUUAUGAGAGUGAUGCUGUUAUUGCCAUAUUUCUAUAGCUUCUAGCAUCUCCCAAUGUUAUGCAUGUACUGGACUUACCCUUAAAAGACGGAAAUGCAGAAGUCUGAUCAUCAUGAGCAGAAUCUUACUUCACCAAGGGGGCUAAUCCAUAAAGUUCUGCGUCGCACAAGUAGCAGGCGUUCUCCAACUGCAGCAGACCAUAACCCUUCUCCUGUAUUUCUGGAGACAAGCAAUUCAAAAUUCUUAAAGCAAAAGGAUAUUGAUGAUGCCAUCAAGGAUCCAGAGAAGGCAGGCACACCUGACAACAGAAUUGAAGAUGAGAAGUCGGAUUUGUUAGGAUACGAAGUUUGUUCUGGGAAGCUUACAUUGGAUAACAAAGCUAAAAGUACCUCAGGUGAACAGUCUGGAUCAGGGUCUAGUAGCAAUUGCUUUGAUGCUAGGCUCACCACUGAAGCCUUAGUAUGGGGUUCUAAUAUCCUUAAGCUUGAGGACAUUGUAUCUGUGUCAUAUCAUUCUGGACUCCGUCACUUCACUAUACAUGCAUGCCCUCUUGAAAAAAGAUCUAGUGGACUUUCCUGCUUUAUGAAGCCUAGAAGAAACCAAAAGGACUUACGUUUCCUAUCCACCUCUCCACAUGAGGCUUUUCGGUGGGUUAAUGGUUUUGCAGAACAAUGCUAUGUAAAUCUGUUACCUCACCCCAUGGCAUCUAGCAAGAAGCAUUCAUCUGAACUCAUUCCAUUUGAUAACAUGUUUGAUCCAUAUGUUAAAUGCCGGUCUCCACCAAAGAUACUUGUCAUCUUGAAUCCUCGAUCUGGACAUGGUAGAUCUAGCAAAGUUUUCCAUGGAAAAGUGGAACCUAUAUUUAAGCUUGCAGGUUUCAAGAUGGAAGUGGUCAAAACCACACAUGCUGGUCAUGCAAAAUCUCUUGUAUCAACAAUAGAUUUUAGUACCUGUCCAGAUGGAAUUGUAUGUGUGGGUGGCGAUGGGAUUGUUAAUGAGGUUCUCAAUGGUCUUCUAUCUAGAGAUGAUCAAAAUGUGGCGUUAUCUGUUCCAAUUGGUAUAAUACCGGCAGGGUCUGAUAACUCACUUGUUUGGACGGUAUUGGGUGUUAAAGAUCCAAUUUCUGCAGCAAUGUCGAUUAUCAGGGGGGGUCUUACACCCAUUGAUGUUUUUGCUGUUGAAUGGAUUCAAAGUGGGACUAUCCAUUUUGGCACAACGGUCUCAUAUUUUGGUUUUGUUAGCGAUGUUCUUGAACUCUCAGAGAAAUACCAGAAGCGUUUUGGUCCUCUCCGUUACUUUGUAGCUGGUUUUCUGAAAUUCUUGUGCUUACCAAAGUAUAGCUUUGAAUUGGAGUAUCUUCCAAUACCAGAUGUUGGUGGUGGUGAUCAUAAAAUUGUGGAAGGGCAAGAAAAGGUUGAUGCGUCAGACCUCUAUGAUGAUGUAGUUCGGAGGUCGAGAGCAGAAUGUCUACCACGUGCCUCAAGUUUGUCCAGUAUUGAUUCAAUCAUGUCUACAGGCAUGAUGUCAGGGGGAGAUCUAGAGGUUUCAAGUCCACAUGCUAAUAAUGAACCCUCUGAACUUGUUCGUGCACUUGACCCGAAAUCAAAACGCCUAUCAUUAGGGAGAGCAAGUACUUUCAAAGAACCGGAAGAAGUGAUCCAUCCCCAGGCUCAUGUUUCAUCAACUCCCAGCUGGCGAAGGUCCAAAUUAAAAUCAAGGGCAGAAAAGGCAUGGCCAGGCUCGAGUGCUACAAAUGAUGCAAAAUCGUCUCGGGGUACCACAACACAUGACAAAGAAGACACGUCCUCCACAAUUUCAGAUCCUGGGCCUGUGUGGGAUUCAGGACCGAAGUGGGAUGAUGAGCCUAAAUGGGAUAAUCAGCCUAAUUGGGAACCAGAGACUUCCAUUGACCUACCUGGUCCAUUGGAUGAUAUUGAACUUGGUCUGACUAAGGAGCUAGUCCCAAGCUUAGAUGAAAGAUGGACAGUUCGGAAAGGAUGCUAUCUUGGUGUACUGGUAUGCAACCAUUCAUGCAAGACAGUGCAGAGUUUAAGUUCUCAGGUUGUUGCUCCGAAGGCUGAAUACGACGACAAUUGUCUGGACCUACUGUUGGUUGGUGGAAGUGGAAGGCUGCGGUUACUGAGAUUUUUGGUGCUUUUGCAGUUUGGAAAGCAUAUUUCUCUUCCUAAUGUGGAAUAUCUAAAGGUUAAGUCUGUGAGGCUUAAGGCUGGGCCCAAUACACAUGACGGAUGUGGUAUUGAUGGCGAACUAUUGCAUGUCAAAGGGCAAGUUCGAUGUAGUCUGCUGCCUCAGCAAUGCCGAUUGAUCGGCAGGCCAGUAAAAAAUCUUGUACAGUAGCUGUAAAUACAUGACUCCCAAAGUCUGCACAGCGCUCAAGUUUGUCCCUUAUCUUGUUCAUGUACAAUCGGCAAAGCUGUGGAAUUUUUUGUCCGCGUCCACAGAUCUAUAGCAGUAGUCAGAGGUCAGAACAGCUUUGCUGACACCCUGCUUCUGAGGUGUACACCGUGUGCUUGGUCAUAUCUACAGUCAGAAGUCAGAGCAGCCUUGCUGACACCCAACUUCAGAGGUGUACAUCGUGUGCUUGAUGAGCAAAAGUGCCUGGUGGGGUGAUGUCUAUCCAAAUGUAAGGCCUAUCUGGAGUCUGCACUGCGGCUUGUUGUACAUCAAUUGGCUUCUCCUUUUUCACUUUGCUGGUAUCUAAUACUACUACUAUAGAGUAAUCUUGAAACGGUGUACUUGCAUUCAAAACAACACAGUGGCCAUCCCGAGUAUGUGCGGUUGUUGGUUGGAGGUC
Oryza brachyantha (malo sina) is the source of this 2959-nucleotide messenger RNA. Its product is annotated as sphingoid long-chain bases kinase 1-like. Gene Ontology annotation, cellular component: membrane; cytoplasm; intracellular membrane-bounded organelle. Gene Ontology annotation, molecular function: kinase activity. Gene Ontology annotation, biological process: sphingosine biosynthetic process. Bases 238 to 2502 code for a protein of 754 amino acids. The transcript is spliced from 9 exons. NCBI's taxonomy places the organism in Eukaryota, Viridiplantae, Streptophyta, Magnoliopsida, Poales, Poaceae. The record is from RefSeq and is a predicted model, not a curated record.